Molecule: messenger RNA, 1359 nt
Organism: Oikopleura dioica
Lineage: Eukaryota; Metazoa; Chordata; Appendicularia; Copelata; Oikopleuridae
Source: the annotation of a GenBank genome assembly
AUGUUUUUUCUUGUGUUUUUUACUGUAGUUUUCUUUUUUUCAAGAGAUUCUCAUGCUGAGACGGCGGUUCUUUCGAGAUUGCUUGGAGAAAAGGAUGAGUUAUGCAUCGAUCGCCCUCUCUACGAGGAAUGCUUGGCAAUUUGCAGACUGACGUACUUGGACUGCCUCUCUUCCUGCGACUCGUCUUUAUGUCACUCGUCGUGUUUGUCAAAUUUCUCCGCUUGCGAUAAUUCCUGUCCUUGCGGAACUGACUGUCCAACUGGAUGCGUCGAGUGCGAAGAACACCCCCUCUGCGCCGGGAAAUGUCUUGAUGCGGAGCAGAACAACCCCGAAUACAAAUCCUGCCUGAAUGACUCACUUGACGAUAUGACUUCCUGCAUGAAAACCUGUGAGCCCACCGACACCUGCCAUGAAACUUGUUGCUCCGGACAUCGAGAAAGGAUGACUUCUUGCCCUUGCUUUCAGUCACAGGGAACAUCGUCGACAACUGCUCCUCCGACAACUCAACAGCCUCUCGAUCCGAGCGAAAUGUUCAUUCUCGUUAUUCGUUACUCAGAAGCAUAUGUGAUUUCUGGCGAUGGAAAUUCAAAAGUUUCAGCAACUAUAACCGCUCCUGCAGAUGAUUAUGCGAAAAAAGCACAGCAUGCGCUAAUUGGAAAUCAACUUUAUAUAUUUGGUGGAGAUUCGGAAAAGAGGAAGAUUGCUGCUCUUCAUGAAUGCAAUUUUGAAGAAAAAUCGGAGAAGCUUUUGAAUGACAUAGACGAAGCAAGUGCUGCUCUUUCUAUUGACGGCGAUUCGCGAGUCUUGCUCUGCUUCGCUAGUGGUUCCAAUAAGAACCACUGCGAAAUUUAUGAUGGAACAAGUUCAACGUCCACGACUUCCUCGAAUUACGGGCAUUCAUAUGCAAAAUUAGGGUUGUAUAAAAAUCAACCGACCACUGUUGGUUCUCAUGGUUCCGGAGACACAAGGAAAGUGGAAACACUAACAGAAAUUGGAUGGAGUGUGAUUGGAGAUCCACCAAUAAGCAAUAUUCGUGCUCAUGUCUUGGUCGGGCUUGAAAGCGGAAAUUUACUUAUGCUUGGUGGCGUUCGCGAUGGAAGUACUAAUUUGGAUGAUAUCUGGCUUCUUUCUAACGACUCCUGGUCACGAACUGGAACUUUGAAAAGCGCUGUCAGAGCGCAUUCGUCUCUUCAAAUCAACGAUUCGAUAUUCUUGUUUGCCGGUUUUGGAUCAAAUAACACUGUUCAAAGAGUCGACAUUGACGGAGACGAAAUUAAAAACUCUGAAAUUAUUGGCAACCAUAGCGCUGAUGAAGCAAUACCUGUCUUAUUUCAAGUGUCUUCUGGAUUCUGCGCUUAA